Molecule: messenger RNA, 854 nt
Organism: Bursaphelenchus okinawaensis
Lineage: Eukaryota; Metazoa; Nematoda; Chromadorea; Rhabditida; Aphelenchoididae
Source: the annotation of a GenBank genome assembly
AUGGUCCACUCUGUUACCUUCAUCCCACUCUUGUUUACUGUGAUUUCCGCUGCCACUUUCGCCGAUUGGCCUGACCCAAGCGGUUCUACCAGUGUACCAGCUACUAUUGUUGUAAAGGCAGGUGAAACCUACGAUGGCAACCUCACCAGGUUCAUCUCUGGUUGGGGUGGUGGUGACCAAUCGGAAGGUCAAGACCCUGUUUUCAACUUGGAAGACGGUGCCACCAUCAAGAAUGUUGUUCUUGGUGCUCCAGCUGCCGAUGGUAUUCAUUGUGAAGGAUCAUGUGUGAUUGAGAACUGCUGGUGGGAAGACGUUGGAGAAGAUGCCGCUACAUUCAAAGGAGCUGUUGGAGACACUUAUUUGGUUAGCGGUGGUGGAGCCAAGGAAGCCGAUGAUAAGGUGUUCCAACACAACGGAAAUGGUUCUGCUACUAUCCAGAAUUUCCAGGUAAGAACAUGAAUUAACGGAAGAUAAGCAACAUGUUUCUUUUUAUCUUUCUGUAAACCUCUAAAAAUCCAAAAAAAUUCAAAAUUUUUCAGGCGGAGAACAUUGGAAAGCUCUACCGUUCUUGUGGUAACUGUGUCUACAACGGUGAUGAUCGUCACGUUGUUAUUGACUCAGUAAAACUCACCGGAACCACAAAAGUCAUUGCCGGUAUCAACGAGAACUACGGUGAUUCUGCCACUUUGACCAACAUUGAAAUCGACGGUACUGUGGAAGUUGUAUGUGAAACUUACACCGGAACUACUGACAACAGCGCCGAGCCUGUUUCCGUUUCUGAAUACAAACAGACUGAAGACGGUGAUGGAAAGUACUGCAUCUACACCACUUCUGACUUGACUAUCGAGUCUUAA